GCUCGCCGCAGCGCUGCGGACGGUGACAGAGUCCAUCGGCUCGCUGAAGCUGCCCAACGGCGAGGACAUCGCGAAGCAGCUGACGCACGCGGCCGGCACGCUCAACGUCCCCGAGAAGAAGAAGCCGCCCAAAUCCAAGGCGGCGCGCCUCGCGGAGGCGGCGAAGGCGCUCGACUCCGCGACCCGCACUUGCACCUGGGCGUGCGAGCAGGCGGUGCUGGCCGAAGCGAAGGCGACCAAGGCCCGCGAGAAGUUGCAGGAGUGCGCGGACGCAGUCGUCAACGCCGAGGCCGAGAUCGAGGCCGUCCAGAACGAGGGCAAUCAGAAGGCGCCGAAGAGCAUUUUCGAGCAGCUGUUGGACACGGACGCCGACCUGCACUCGCCCAGCGACGUGCAGAUCGCCGGGGUCGAGGACGAGUUCCACCAGGACGAAGACCUCGACGCCGAGGGCAAGAAGGCCGUGGUCGAGGCCAAGAGACAGGUGCUCGAGCAGCUGCAGCGCAACUCCAGGGAGUUCGCUGCCCAGCUGAAGCAGCACCUCCAGGGCGCCAAAGCCAAGGCCGAGCAGGAGCGGGGGGAUAUCCAGCAGGUUUACAAGAAACGGCAGGCGGAGCAGCACACGACGGGGCAGGCCGCAGACGAGCCAACCGCCGCUGCUCCACCAACCGCAGGUGCAUCUGGAUCUGCGGCCCAGCACGACAACGACGCCCACGACAGCAAGGUGCCAACCGCUGCGGAGGACUACCUCCGACAGCGGCGGGACGCGGUGGUCUCAGCCGAGGCCCAGCUCGCGGACACGGAGCAUUCGUUGCAGAAGAUGGGCUUCUCAGCAGUGUUCACCGCGGCGCGCGCCAGCACGAACAGCUUCAGUGGAACUUGUGGAGGCGCGGGAGUCCUCACCAAGGGUCACCUCAAGGCAACGACACACCGACAUCGGGGAGAACGUACCAACGUCUCGGACGCCACAGCCUACGACGCCGACGACACCCACGCCACCUACCGCAUGUGCGACUGGGCACCAGUCGCUCUGCACCUGCGAGGCUCCCAACUCCUCAUCGUCUCCCUCUACCUCGACACGUGUCAUUCCCUCAACUCCGGCGAGAACUCCAGGAAGCUGACGUCCCUGGCCGCCUUCCUCGCCGCCGCGCGCGCGCCGUGGAUCAUCUGCGGCAGCUUCAAUCGCUCCUGCGCCGACCUGGCGCAGCCAGGCUGGACCGCAGCCCUCGGCGCCACCGCCUACGUGGGACUCGACGACAACCAGCGUGCGUGCCACCUCGGCGACGCGAAGCCCUCCAACAUCGACUGCGCGCUCGUCAACGAAGGAGGACAAAGACUCAUGCGAGGAAUACAACCAGUGCACGACGUACCUUGGAAGCCGCACAUCGGGAUCGACAUCGCUAUUCGAGCGGACACAGACUCCAACCUCGCCCGGAGGCUGCAGAUGCCGAAGGACCAGGACCCUAUGGAGGAAGACGACGCUGCGGACUACCUCGACGAAUUCGUGGCCGAACACGACGGCCACUACCCGCACUACUCCCGCGCCGUCAUCGACACCAUGCAUGAUUCGGAGGUGUACACACAUGUUGCAGCAGAGGUUCAAAGGGCUCACGCCAGCGACAUGGACUACGCCGACGACCACGAGAAUUCAGCGCUGCCCAACGACCUGGACUGCGACGAGGCUCCAAGGGCACCCGAGCAGAAACCAUUACUGAAGCAGCUCACCGAACGAGCAAACGGCACCGACGCCAGGACGCUCGACGACACCUGGACCGCUGCCAGCGUGCUC
Messenger RNA from Prorocentrum cordatum, 1786 nucleotides. NCBI's taxonomy places the organism in Eukaryota, Dinophyceae, Prorocentrales, Prorocentraceae. The record is from the annotation of a GenBank genome assembly.